Molecule: messenger RNA, 5012 nt
Organism: Varroa destructor (honeybee mite)
Lineage: Eukaryota; Metazoa; Arthropoda; Arachnida; Mesostigmata; Varroidae
Product: tetraspanin-36-like
Cellular component (GO): plasma membrane
Source: RefSeq, a predicted model, not a curated record
UCAAACGAUACAAUCUACGGCAGCAGAACCUGUCUGAGCUCAGGCUACCCCAACAAUCGCUCGUGGGUGGCAUGAAUCACGCAUCGCCAUAGCCCCCUAUUACAGAACAUCAGUUUUAAGAGCGGCUUAUUUCGUUUGAAAAAUGAAAACAGUCUGAUCCACGACUUCUAUGCUUUACCUUCUUUUUCUGCUCAGAGCUACCACCCGACCCCGCGUGUCUUCGUCUUGCCGCCGAUGCGGAAUCUUCUUGUCGUUUUAGAGUUCCUUUCAAACUCGCCGCAAAGCCUACGAAACUUUACUCAAGUAUAUCUUUAGCAGAUUGAAGUAUCAAUCAUCGUAACAGCGGACAUCAAGUCAAGUGCCUAAAUUAUGCUACGCUUAAUUUGAACAUGUAGUUUAGGAGCGAGGGGCAAAACUGAGUUGUGAGAUGGCGUUCACGUCGUUAUAAACAAAGCCGAAAUAUAGGCUUCAUCGUUAAGUACCGACUGACUAAUCAUUAGACGGCACGGAAUAGGCGGCUAGUCGUUACAGCGACCCCAAACUAAAGACAGUGCGAAGAUACUAUAUUGGCUUCUGUUGCUAUCACAACCAGAACAUUUCAUCUGUUGAGGAUCAUCGUCGUGCAAAUUGGACAGCUACCCCAAUCGCCCAUCACCUAGGCAGCUCUACAUGUGUGUUGUGAAAAGCCAAGAAUAUCGCCGGCCGUUUCACCGUGACGUUAACAAAACACUGGGCACAGAAGUGCCUAGAGUUUUGUCACGCUUGAUCCAGCUGAACUGAAGUUGAAUCCAGCUGAACAGUUGAAUCGUAUCUAUUCACUAUCGUAUUUAUGGAAAAUAAGUCACAGUAAGCGUUAAUCUAAUCGGAAUGUGUUUACUAUCGCAAACGAGGUUCUAGUGAAAAGCUAAUUAACUUCAUCGGUAAGAAGCAUAUCGCUAUAUUGUGCUAAAAGUGGAACCGGUGGAACGGGUUCAUCCCUGGAACUUCGAUUUGCAUCAAUUGGCCAUCCGCAAUAGUUAUUGUUUGGAGUAGGCAACACCGUACGUCGCGAACUUCAACAUCACGCAGGGCUAUGUUACAAUAUGUUGGCUUAAUCAUCGCCAUUAUUUUAUCCUCCUGCGUUUCGGACUCUGCUAAAUGUUUCUGCCUACAUUUGUUACCGUUAUUGUGCGACGUAAAUUGUUAUUACCCUCAACCAGAGCGUUACUUUCCAUUAGCGCGUAUUGUUACAUCGUUUAACUACAUUGCUAAGCCAAGUAGCAAGAGCAAGGCACAAAUUGUUUAAGUUUCUAAACUACAACAGUACAGAAGCCUUUAGCCGUGGAGACUAACUUGAUUGAUUAUAUCAGUUAUCACUGUCUGGUAGAUGCAAAAAAUCUGUUAGUCCUGUUGGUGGCCAAGGCUCAAGUCGACGCGUACCAGGAUAAACCGGCCUCUUACCACCAGUCUUUUCGCAGAACUAUUUCAAGUUGAUGUGCAACAUACGCUGUAGCAGCGAUAAGGAACGGUUAUUCGCUAAGCGCUAAAUUCAACACUUCCUAAUAAGCAGGUUCCUGCUGAAGUUCCGAGGACAACAGCUGACGCAUAAAAAAUCCUUAGCUACGCUUUAUCACUUCAAACCUUACCUUGGUCUUGCCUGCUAACGAUGACGUAAGGACUUCUCUUGGUUCCUGCAGCAUCUUUUGCUGACGUCUCUGAUUUUUCGACAACUUGGACCCACUGAUAAUAUUGUGGUGUUUUUGCUAUAUCUAUCUCGACCAGUUGGCUCCUUUAAACGAUUUGUUAAGGGUUUGAUGCUGAACUAGUGAAAGUACCUAUACUUUACUGCGCUAUUAUAUUAUUGCAGUCGAUCAUUAAUCGGCUUAGCAAUCGUAACACGAAGUAACCGUGCUGGUGGUUCAUAGCCGAACAUCGUGGUUGUGCAUAAUGAAAUCUAGCGCGAAGGUUGGUAGCUAGCUGCGCCGCCUACAACUUAGUUCCGGACUUACCCAGAACUUAAUUUCUCUCAGUCGAAUGAGUUGUCAAUUAAAAAAAACCGACCGUCCCGUGACCGCAUAAGGGGUAUGUCACCUUAUAGCUUUUCAUUUAUCUUUACUCAUUGUAACUGGACCCUGGACUGGAGAAGUUCAAAAUUGGGUCCGUCGUAGCGGAAACGCGCAAGUAUUGCACCAGCCUUGAAAGUAGAUUCGUUAAUGAAACAACGGUGUAAAAGAUAUUUAUAAAGGACACAAAAGAAAACACGAAAACGUCGGGUUUAUCUGAUGAGGGCCCAACAAAACAAGUCGCACAGAAGCGACACGUUAAGCCAAGCCAGCUUACUAACAUAAUUCAACAACUUAAAGCAGAGACUGUAGAAGACCAGACGAAUGACGAAAGUCAAAUGAAUGGACGUUAGAAAACAGGUGGCGUAGAGCCUUUCUUUUACAUAUUAUAGCCUGUGGGUCAGCUGUUCUUUUUUUUCCGAUUUCCUGGCGGUAUCCCAGAUAGAAACCCGAUCAAAUACGUACAAAUUGGCUAAAGCCGCGCCUGCUGACGAGGCAUUCAACGCGGUCCCUCGGAGGCGGUAGUUGACGAAACGAGAUUAUUAUUAUGUCCUGAGAAACAUCCCAUACAUAUCCAAUCAGCUAGUCCCCAGCACAGGUCCCUUUCGCAAGGUAACACAGCAGCAAUGACAACAACGUCAACAACCUCUGUUGUUUCUCGCUUCUUGUUACGUGCACGGCAAAUACAAUAAAGCAUGCAUCCAUCAUGUUGCCAGAUCUGAUCGCUCCGAGAGAAAACGCAGAACCAGCAAGAGACAAAGUGGAGCCCAAUCGUUUGUGUUCUCUACCAUAUUGGUAGCAGUAACCACAACAACGGCAAAGGAGCAAGAUUACCUAAUUUGUUCACAUAACUAUGGACACUCAUUGUUAGUGUCAAUGAUUUGCAUGGGAAUUAGAGUAUGUAGCCGCCAUUAUCAUACGACCCUCAAAUGACGUGAUAAGAUGCGCGGUUCCGGUACAGACGAAGCAAGUAUCUGUGGGUUUUGGGACACUUUUGUGGGAAUUAUUUUCUAAAGAUCCGACAAUAAACCGAAACCUGUUCAUAUCGAAGGAUCAAAGAGCAGUCGACAGAAGAUUUAUUCGGAAAAAAAGAGCUACUAACAAGGGAAAAUAAUAGCAAGAACCAAAUGAAGCACAAUCAUAACGUGUUAAAGCACGGUAUACCACUAAUGUAACACGUCAUGCACUACUGUAUACAUGUAAAGGUUAUGAUAUAGGCCACGUCCAGUGGGGAAAAUUCCACUGCUUCUGAAAGUGAGUUUAGGCUGCAUCAGUUGAGCAGCAAUCAGUCGGUAUGAGCUCGAAGAAAAAGCUGUUGAAACUAAUUGUGAUAUUUUACUCCAUAGUGAACAUUUUCGUCGGUUUCGCUCUAGUGCUAUUGUCUGUGGCGUUUGUCAGCACAGGAUAUACAUAUCUACAGCCGCGAGACCCCACCAACUGCAACAGCUUAGCUUAGUUUCUAUUCGGUCCUUCCUCCAUCGAACGUCCGAAAAGUCACUCACCGCUACCAGCCCUUCCAGCCAAAUCAUCCAGAUACACUGCUACACAUGACGCUUUACAACCAGCCGGUGAAAACGGAAAAAACUAUGGAAAUGGGCAGGUUUAUAUGUACCUGGAGAUACAGUUAGUUGUAUAUAUGUAUAAAAAGAGAGUCGAGAAAUACGAGGAUUUCCUGGAGCCCGUUGCCAGUGGAAGGGACGGUCGGAAGGGUGCUCCAGUCUGCCAUUAGAGCUGCCAAACGGCAUUCAGUGAUACUCCACAUGCGCCGCAUGGCAUCGACCAUUGCUGUACUACACCAGCGUUUCGUCCGCAUCAUUCCGCUCAACAGCAGUCUAUCUGAAGAGAAGACCGCUCUACUCUAUAUGCUGUCAUUCGGAACGACAGUGUGCGGACUUUUCUCCUCAAUCGCCGGUAUCCUAGGCUUUCUCGGCGCUGUCUGUCGAGUACCUUGUCUUUUGGCAUUGACCGCUAUGCUCCUAUUGUUUCCGCUCGCUGCCAGCAUCUACAUAUCGAACAAGGAGACGGACACGCUUCGUAUGUCGGUACGCGAUCAAAUCUCGGAGAUAUUUCUGGAGAACUACGGCAUACAGGAACACAUCACAAUGACUGUAGACUUUAUACAGUCGAGUCUGCGUUGCUGCGGCGUUGACGGGCCUGCCGACUGGGCCGACGCAUUGUACAAUACCGGAAACGUGUCCCGUCACGUAGAGGCAGACUAUUUGAUACCGAAAUCGUGUUGCCGCUUCAAGAAACGUUGCACCUUUGCACGAAACAUCAACAUUGCCAAGAAUUUCACUCCGCGAAAAGGUAUCUUCAGAGAAGGCUGUGCAACCCUUAUUGAUGGCCACAUGCAGAUGGUACUCGAACAGGCGGAGAUCAUCCUUCUGGGCGACGCCGCAAUGGACGUGUUUGGCAUUUUGUGUAUUUGGUUACUUUUCGUUGUGGUGCGACACGACCUCGCCAAAGAGCAAAGCGAAAGCCCCAGAACCAACGUAUAGUUCAUCGUAUAUACAUAUUAUAAUAAUAUAUAUAUACAUAAAAAGCACAUUCCAUACUCUAUAUGCUAACGUAUACACACUGUGCACGAGAGUCUAUUGAGUGACAACACGAUAUCGAAAAAAUUAUCACGAUUUGUUAAGACUAAAGAACAGCCACAAUAUAGCAACACACAUAUGUAUACUUACACUCCUUAUACAUACGCAGUAAUCUGAAAAUAUUUACCGCAGCCUAAAUAUUCUUGCAGUGGCCUAUAAGUUGUUUCGACGGGCCUAUUUAUAUGUGUGCACUUACUUAGAAGUAAAAUUACAUCAUUUACCCAUGUGUACAUAUAGUACGCGAUACGAGAUUGCAACAAUAAAACAGACCGUUGUAAUUGCUGGAAGUGAAAUCACAGUGUAAUCUUGCAUAUCUAGCGUACGAAAAUCGACAAGCCAAAGCAUCAUAUUGUGUCUCUAAAACUAAUCUAAAAUC